AUGUCUCCAACGGAUCAUUGCGAGGAAACCUCUCUUGUGUGGUCCUAUAACCAGGUCCUGAUCUUAAUGCAGAUCCUCCGUUGGUGGGUCGAGAAGGAAGUCCCUGCCAGCCAGAUCGGAAUCUUCCUCGUCGAGGCUCUCUACCGAAUGGACACGCACAUGAAUCACCGCGCGACGAAGUUGGUCGAUAGUGGUGGGACUUAUGGAAACGUCGCAAAGGUUGUGCUUCAAUAUUACCAGAUUCGCGGUGAGAGAUAUCGCCCGCUUUGGAUAGAUUUUCUCCCCGGUGAUCCAAAUCUUCGUCCUGAACUCGAACAUGCUCCUCUACAUAAUAGCAGCUCUUCAGGGAGACAUUCUCAGAGGCCUGGAAUAUUGCAUAUCCAUAAUGAAUUGACUCUUUUUGCUCGAAAGCCUAUUCGACGUGUUCGCUGGCCGUUCUGGCCUAGCGAGGCGGAAUUAGAAUCCGCCCCCGAGUAUCAACAACGAUACAAGAGAAAAUUUUGCAAGGAGGAGGACUCUUGGGAUAGUCAUUUGGAGUGGGUGCAAAAGGUCACUAGUAAUCUAGCUAGGGAGUACUCAAGGAAUAGUCAAUUCCAAAAUUCCGUAGGAGUGGCCGACAAUCGCAAGGCUGAACGAGACAUGGAAUUAACUCGCGGCCAUGGAUUGAUUCAGAAUUAUUCAAAAGGGCUCCGGCAGUGGGAUGUCACCUGCUACUGA
Penicillium manginii is the source of this 717-nucleotide messenger RNA. RefSeq lists its product as uncharacterized. The transcript has a single exon. Lineage: Eukaryota; Fungi; Ascomycota; Eurotiomycetes; Eurotiales; Aspergillaceae. Bases 1 to 717 code for a protein of 238 amino acids. The record is from RefSeq and is a predicted model, not a curated record.